Molecule: messenger RNA, 706 nt
Organism: Paramecium sonneborni
Lineage: Eukaryota; Ciliophora; Oligohymenophorea; Peniculida; Parameciidae
Source: the annotation of a GenBank genome assembly
AUGGCUAGGCUUAAAAAAGGAAAAUAAUACAAGAAAAAAUCUCUUUAAUAGACAUAAUAACAGUAACAACCUAUAUAAUAAUAAACCAUUCAAAAAAUUAUAAAAAAGAUUAAAUAAGCACCGUCAGAAGAAAGAAUAAUUGAGAGGAAACCUUCACCUUAAAUAUUCUUAGAGAAAAGAACUAGAAAGGAAUAAAUGUAAUUAGGUGUUAAAAAGAAAAUACGAUAACCCUAUAGUAUUAAUUUUAGUAAAAUUUUAAGAUCAAGGAUAUUACCCAGAUUCACCUAAUUUAUAAUUUCCCAAUUAAUUAUUAGAUUCUUUGAUAAAGGUUAUUUGUUCCUUUGGAAACAGUGCUAAACUAAGUUAAAUAAUCAAAAACUUGAGUUUAUUUUAUUCAAAUGAAAUUCAAGAAGAAGUGCUUAAUUUAGUUUUAGCUGAAUCAGAGGAGUCUGGAACUAUUUAUGAACUUGAUGGAAAAUUCAAAGUUACAAAUGGUCUCAUCUAAAAAGUAUAUUUAAGAAAAUAAUAGAUUAGCCAUUAUAGAAGAACGAUUAACUUGGUUCGAGAUUGAAGCACGAAGAUAUUGAUGAUAAUGAUCAAUUUCAUUCUCUAUCAAACAAUAAUCCUCAAUGUAAUUAUGAAUAAUUAUCCUUUAGAGGAAAAUGAGAUUGAAGAUGAACUCAAUCAAUUUAGAUAAUAUAAUUGA